AUGACUCGCGGUUUCGCUACCAUCAAGCCUGAGUGUCAGGAGCAGUUUGACACGCUCAAGGAAACAAAGACCCUGGACUACAUCGUCUUCGUCCCAGAUUGGCACAAGAAAGAGAUUUCUGUGGCGAAGUCGGGCAAAUCAGACAAUCAUGAUGAGAUAGUUUCUUUUCUGACCACUGAUGCACCUCGUUAUAUGGUCACCAAGUUCACCUACGAUGGCCCUACUGGAGAUGAGAAACGACACAAGCUGGUCUUUAUCACGUGGGUCCCCGAGGGAGCGAAUUCCCAUGACAAGACUUACUGCCUUCACAACAAAGAUCACCUCUAUCGAUCACUCGAUGACCUGAGCCUCCAUGUCCAGGCUUCGAAGCCCGAGGAUCUUGCCCAUGCAACUAUUCUCAAGCAGUUCAAGGUUCUCUGA
This is a messenger RNA of Penicillium diatomitis, 420 nucleotides long. RefSeq lists its product as uncharacterized. Gene Ontology annotation, molecular function: actin filament binding. The transcript is spliced from 3 exons. The record is from RefSeq and is a predicted model, not a curated record. Gene Ontology annotation, biological process: actin filament depolymerization. The coding region runs from base 1 to 420 and encodes 139 amino acids. Gene Ontology annotation, cellular component: actin cytoskeleton; cytoplasm. Lineage: Eukaryota; Fungi; Ascomycota; Eurotiomycetes; Eurotiales; Aspergillaceae.